This is a messenger RNA of Suillus discolor, 168 nucleotides long. RefSeq lists its product as uncharacterized. Lineage: Eukaryota; Fungi; Basidiomycota; Agaricomycetes; Boletales; Suillaceae. The transcript has a single exon. The record is from RefSeq and is a predicted model, not a curated record. The annotation marks the transcript as partial.
CUGAAGAAAGAUGGAUGGAUGGUGGGACCUAAAUGCCAGCUCUUAUUCUGGGUACCACCGGCUUCUCAUAAACCAUUUUAUAGGCCUCGGACUGCAUUUGUGAUGCCCAGAGGUGUUGAGCUUGACUUGAGUUGCAUGGCACAUGGCUCACGCUGGCAGGACUGCUAC